ACUCCAUGUGAUUUAUUUGGGAGCUUGUAAAAAGCAAAUGGUAAAGAGUAAAAAACAACCAACAGCAGCCAAGACUGAGGACAGGGGCAAGUGGUGACUUUAGGGCAAAGUUGUGUCAUGGAUUGCCUUCCAUAGAAAUCCUGCCCACCUGGCAGUGCCUGGUGCACCACCAUGGUAGCAUGUUCCUAUCUAUGUCCAUGGCAGAGUCUUUGGGAGAGAUAAAGCUCUAAAUCAGGAGAAAGAAGCCAAAGAAGGUCACACAGGGAAACUGGGUUACACUUGAAUGCAGCACAUUCACCUGGAUUGGCCACUGUCUGCCUCCUGCCUCUCCCUCUCUUUCUCUACUAUGACUCUCCUGUACAGCUGGCACCAUGGGGACCUACGAGCCAGGAUGUGCUGCCCUAUCCCAAGUGAUGGGGAUGAUGAGAGGGCAGGAUCUAACCAAUCAACAGUUAUUCAACACCCACCUAUGCUAGGGCUGAAAAUCCAUAGCCUAUAGGUACCUGCAUUUAUGUGCAGCAUCACCUACUUCACUAGUCUAUGUCUGUUCUACAGGACUAUUACUCCCUCUUGUGCAAAGAAUGACCUUGGGAAUAAGAGGUGGUGAAGCUCCACAGGCCAGUAUUCUUAAAAUUUGAAUUGUUGUAUGAGAUACCGACCCCAUAAUCCUGGCCCUUGCAUCUCUGAUCCUAGGUAUAAGGAAAAGAAGGGCUUUACACAAAGACAACUGUCUCAUCUAUCCAUGUGCAGCUCAGGAUCUGGCUCCACUCAUAUCUUUUGAAUGGGAUAGGCCAGGGCUGGGCAGAGUAUACAUUUGUAUUGUAAGCCUUAGACUAUUUGUGCAAGUAUCUUGAGCUCAACCUCUUAUCGGCCCCACAUUGGGCAACAAAACCAAGCAGCUCUGAUUUCACCAGCAGGAUGCCAUGAAACAGAUGCCUGCACAGUCACAGCCAAACUAGUAUCCAAGGACCAAAAUAGCAGUCAGAUGACCACGAGGGCCAGUUUACCACUUUCUGUGCAGAGCCCAGAAGCAGCAGCAGCUAAAAGUAGGCACAAAAGCCACAUGCUUUGGGAGGAACAGCAGGGACAGCACCAUCCUCACCAGGGACACAAUGAGGUCGCUCCGUUUCAUUUCUGCUGAAGCCUUGGUGUCCCACCCCCAGCUGGCCCAGGAGAACCUGGACCAUAUAGCCUACAACCUCUACCCACUCCUGUUCAAGGCCAGUUACCUGCUAGAGCAGGCAGAAGUAACUCGUGCUGUGCUGAGUCACUGGCCACUAGAGGAGUUCCGGCUGGCUGUGCUGCUGGGGCCAAACAUCGACCACCCCAAAGACCUGCGUGAUCGUGCCUGCAAGGCCUGCCUGGAGGCCUGCCUGGAGGGCCUUGCUGACCAUGUGCUGCAAAGUGGGAGCAACCGGCUUCGAGUAGCUGAUUUCACAGGCAUCCAGGAUGUACAGGUGCAGCAAUGUCCUUGUGGGAGGGCACUAGGAAGGUGGGGCCGCACUAAGGUGCUGGCCAGGAUCUGCUGCCAGCUCCAAGGACAGCCCUGUACAGCUAGGCACCCCAUUGAAGUCUUUACUGACCUCUUUGUCACAGAAGGCAACUUUGACAUGGUGGUGCAGGCCCUGAAGCCAGCAGGCCCAGCCCCUCUGCAGGUCUGCUGCCCUUCACUCCGGGCAGAUAGUCUGAGUCCUGGGCAGCUCCUUCAAGUGCUUGGCCUAGCUCGGCCAAGCAAGCUAAGAAAGUUGGAAGUAGUACACAAUGUACGGUUACAUGCUGGCCAUGUACAGCAGCUGCUUGCCCAGGUGGGCUUCCCUCAGCUGACCUCACUCACCUUACCUACCAAGGCCUUUGAUGCACCCCCUACCUGUGCCCCAACUCCAGAGGGUGAGAAUCCACUCCUCAACUCUAUUGCUUGGGAGCUCAGCCAGAUGAACAAGCUCACUGAGCUAAGUGUAGCUUUCUCUACACUGACUGGGAAGAUCCAAACAUUGCUUAGCCCCUUGAAGACCCCACUAAGAGUGCUGGACCUGGCCAACUGUGCCCUUAAUCAUGAAGAUAUGUCCUUCUUAGCAGAUUGUAAGCAUACUGCCCACUUGGAGGUGCUGGACCUCAGUGGACACAACCUGGUCCAUCUGUAUCCUUCUACCUUCUUCAGGCUGUUGAGCCAGGCUGCCCAAACACUGAGAGUGCUCACCCUUGAAGAAUGCAACAUCACGGACAACCAUGUUGGCAUGAUGAUUCUGGGCCUCAGCCCUUGCAGCCAGCUCCAGGAGUUCAAGUUCCUUGGAAACCCACUGUCAGCCAGUGCUCUCCAGCGCCUGUUUGCUGCUCUCUGCGAACUCCCUAGGCUCCGCCACAUUGAGUUUCCAGUGCCAAAGGACUGCUAUCCUGAGGGCACUGCCUACCCACAUGAUGAGCUGUCUGUGUCCAAAUUUGACAAACAGAAAUAUGACAUGAUUGCAGAGGAUCUUCGAGCAGUACUGCUUCGAGCUAACCGGGAGGACAUCCAGGCCUCCACCCCUGUUUUUGGAAGUUUUGACCCAGACAUUCAUGAAACCAGCAAUGAACUCGGUACUUUCUUGCUGCAAGCUUUCAAAACUGCUUUGGAAAACUUUUCCAGAGCACUAGAACAAAUGGAGUAGGUCCUGUAAUCAUGCCACAAGAGGCUGUGCGUUUCAACUACCAUGGUGCCCUGAGUUGGAAGAUCAGGCCCAGCCAUUUGUCACCAGCAGUGUCACUGCCACAGAAUUCCUUAGUGAAAACUACAGUCAUACUCAUUACAUGCUCUAAGAGGAAGCCCAGCUAUGUAAAUGGGUGUGUGUCAGCACAGCAGAAUCCUAAAGUAAAGAAAGAGGAAGCCACCUGAGUGACAGCUAUCACCAAGGUAGAAAGUGGAGGAGAAUGUGGACACCAGGGAAGGAUGUAGUGGGAGCAGGGCCAACUUGGCUCUGAUGCAGUGAGGGGAAGGAAAUGAGAAAACUCAUCACAGAAAAUGUGUAAGAGCAGCAGCCCAUAAAAAAUAACCAGAGAAAGACACAGAAAAGUGAACCGGACCCCUGAGCCUAGCAGAAGCUUAGCUAUGUUGUCUGUUGUACUUUUAACCAGAUGAGAUCUGCCUACAAAGAAAG
This is a messenger RNA of Cricetulus griseus (Chinese hamster), 3131 nucleotides long. The record is from RefSeq and is a predicted model, not a curated record. NCBI's taxonomy places the organism in Eukaryota, Metazoa, Chordata, Mammalia, Rodentia, Cricetidae.